CUCAAGAAUGAUCAAGGGAGAUAAAAACGUAAAACAUAAGAGAGCAAGGCGCGGAGAAGGCAUGGAAAUUGUUGUCAAGAAGCUGUGUGAUGACAUUGGCAGGCAGGCUGUACCUUUUCAAAAAGUCUAUCAGCAAACAACAUUGAAGCAGAGCCGCACGCAACGCAACGCAGGCGCACUCUUUGAAUCUUUGGCCAACAAGGCAUGAACAACGGGAUUGAUGUAUUUUACCGUAACUGCCAAUUCCCCUCCCGGCCCGUUUAAUUAAACCAUCCUCACCCAUUCCACCACAUGCCUGUCUUUUCUUUUCAGAUCUGUCUUCACUUCCCAAUUCCCAACUUCCACAGCUCAUUCGAGAUUUUCCCUCCUUUCUCCUCCUCUUCUCUCUUCUCAGUUCUGAAUUCCUUCACUCCCUGUUUCCGUUCUCUUAUCUUCCAAUCCCAAAUACUUCUUCUCCUAAUUCAAAAUUCCAAACCUUUACAACUCGAGCCGAACCAUUCCAACUGUAUCUGUUCAUUAUUCUUUCCUUUCACAUCAACCUCCUCCUCCUCCUCCUCCUCCUUCUUCUUCUUCUUCUUCUUCUUCUUCUUCUUCUUCUCUUCUUAACCCUUGGGUUUCGCACCACGAAAGUUCUCUUCUACAUUCCGUCACCUUCUUGUCUCCUCUCUGCUCCCCCACUCCCUUUCGCAAUUUUCCAUACAGGGGAAGAAAAAAAGAAAAAAAAGGAGAAACAAAGUUGGAAUCUUUUGAUCGUAGCAAAACGCUUUCAGUUCCACUCUUCAGUAAUACCCACUUCCCAGAUCUUGAUCUCUCUGCCAUUCUGCAAUCCAAUUCCCGGAAGCCCUAAAAGCUGCUCCCUCGUCCUAAAAUGAAGCACACCCAUUUGGUGGAAUUACUCGUAGCAUCAUCAUUUUCGGCCGUUGUCCUGCUCAUUCUCCUCGUAGUAUCCCUCCUGGUUUGCGUAAGGAGAAGGGGAAAGAAACCCCAAUACGACGUCGAAGUGACAGAGCAGGAGAAGAAGAAACAGAGUGGCGAGACGACAGGGACAGAGGAUUUUGUGAGGUUCCAAGGUGGGCAGGAGCUUACUGUCACCGACAUUCUCGACGCCCCUGGAGAAGUCAUCGGCAAAUCCAACUAUGGUACCCUUUACAAAGCCCUUCUGCAGAGGAGCAACUGCGUCAGGCUGCUUAGGUUCUUGCGGCCCGUUUGUACGGCGAAGGUUAAGGAUUUUGGUGACGUCGUUCAGUUGCUGGGUUGCAUCCGGCACCCUAAUUUGGUCCCUCUUUUGGGGUUCUAUGCUGGCCCUAGAGGCGAGAAGCUCCUUGUUCAUCCUUUCUUCAGGCGUGGCAAUCUGGCUCAUUUCAUACGAGGUGGAAAUGCCGAAUGUCACAAAUGGACAACCAUCCACAGGCUAUCUAUUGGUAUAGCCAGAGGCUUCGACUACCUCCACACAGGACUCCAGAAGCCUGUGAUUCACGGCAACCUCAAGUCGAAGAACAUAGUCCUCGACCGCAGCGGGUCGCCUUGCAUAUCGGAUUUCGGCCUGCAUCUCCUCUUGAACCCUACAGCGGCCCAGGAAAUGCUCGAGACAUCUGCAGCCGAGGGGUACAAAGCUCCCGAGCUCAUCAAAAUGAAAGAUGCAAGCGAAGUAACUGAUAUCUACAGCCUAGGUAUAGUGUUGCUCGAGCUGCUCUCGGGGAAGGAACCGGUGAAUCCAAAUCCAACUCCCGAUGAUGAUUUUUACCUUCCGACAUCAAUGAGAAACGCGGUGCUUGAUCGUAGGAUCGCAGACAUUUACCACCCGGACAUUCUUUUAGACAGUGGGAGUGAGAGUGAGAAUUCUGUCAGGGAAGAGUGCAUAUUCAAGUUCUUUCAGCUUGCAAUGUCUUGCUGUUCCCCUUCUCCUUCUCUUAGACCCAACAUCAAGCAAGUGGUGUGCAAGCUCGAAGAGAUGGGAAGAUAACAACAUCUGAAGGAGCAGAAGUUACUCGGUCUUUUGUGGGUAGGCAUGAAUGAAGAAAAAGUUGAAAUCUUUGGUUGCAGAAAGCCAGAAACCAAACCCUGGGCCAUGUUCCACAAGAAAUCAGGAAUUGGUGAUCGGCUUUUGUCGGGUCUUCUGGGAAAUGCUUUACGUGUCGAAAAGCAGCAUCAGACUAUACAGAAAAGAAAAGAUUGGUGCUUUAUCUGGUCCCAGAACGCAUUUGUAGAAGUAGAACAAGGCAUGCACGUUCAUCAGAAAGAGCCAAUCGUCAAACAGGAAGAAACAAAAGUGUCGAGUUUUCUGUCGUCUACCUGAAGCUAACAAAACCUUGGUGGGUUGAAAUAGAGACUAGACUAGAUUUGGGUGAUCUUGCUUGCCUUGUGUGUGGGGAAUGAUAUACUCGGCUAGCAAGUUUUGGUUGGCGGGUUUUCCUUUGUGGAAAACCUCCAAACGAAAGAGUCCAAGGGAGAGAAAACUUUGAGCACAAGUGCAGGGUAAGUUAUUUUAUUCCCUUGUCCUUUUUUCUUAUGAUAGCGACACAGAAGGAAUUAUUACCAUGUAAUCGACACAGAGUAGUAAAUUUGAAUGAAACAAGUGUAUAGAUUGAUUUGAUGAUCCAUGAACCUGCUCUGUUUCCUCUGUUUUUCUGUUGUUGCUCUCGUAUCGUUCCCGCCGUCUCAUCAUCGAGUCACUAUUUGGCUUUGUCUAUACCAUGUUAGCAAAUAAUAAUGUGUCGUACUCCUACAUAUCCUACAGAAUGUAUUAUCAAUAAUGCAUAUCAUGGUUUAAACAUAUCAACAAAGUUCAUCAAGGGAAAAACUACUCAAGGAAAGGGAUGUAGUAUGAUGAAAACUUAGGGGUGUAGGGUAGGAUUAUAACUCUUUUUAUUUUAUUUUAUAAUAGUGAUGAUAUAUUACUGCAACAAAAAGGAGAAUCCAACAAGGUACAAAACAAUUCAAGUUGGGAUCACAGGGAGUGAUCACAAGCAGAAAAAAAAAAAAAAGAGAAUCCAACAAGGUACAAAACAAUUCAAGUUGGGAUCACAGGGAGUGAUCACAAGCAGAAAAAAAAAAAAAACAGGUGGAGAAACGGGCGGAAUAGGUUAGGGUGGUUACUCAAUUUUGAGUAAUCAAGGUGGCUACCUACAUCUAUACCAUUCAUUAUCUUUAUUUUUUAUAUUUUUAAAUUAACGAUUAAGAUUAGCUAAGGGUAAUUUAGGAAAUGAAAAACAUACCACACUUGAUUACUCUAUAUAUUAUAUUCAAACCCUAAUACAACUUAUCUACCUAGCCGCCGUCUCUCCCUUCUCCCACCCCACAACCGGCAUCCCUCCCUCCCUCCGUUUGCAUAUCUACACACGAGUCCAAUUGCCAUUAACAAAUGAUAUACAGUCCAAAAUGACAGGGGAGAUGAGAUGGGAUAGCCACUAACCAGUCCAGUAAAUCGAGCAUCAGCUCCAAUGAUUCUGCUCUGCAAAUGGAUGACGAAGCAUGGACCAAAGCGAAUUUAUGUACCUUUUUGCUCUCCUGCCCCCCUCCGACCACCCCAACCCCAGUACAGCUCUCAAAAACCCAAACAAGCCAUUCGCCAGCUUCUUCUUUCACGGCCCAACCGGAGUUGGGAAAUCACUGCUCGCCGGAGCAUUAGCAAUGGAGUUCCUCGGGUCGACAGAUUCGCUGGAAAAGGUGGGAUGAAUAAAAACCCUAGAUCUGAUUUUUUCGUAUUGGUAGUGAUUUUUUUGUAGUGGUAGUGUUUUUUUUUUUGCAUUGGUAUUGUUUUUGUCGCAUUGGUAUUGAUUAUCAUGUAAUGGUAUUAAUUUGCGUGUAUUGGUAUGGAUUCAAUCUGCAAUGGUAUUGAUUUUUUGUGAAAUGAUAUAGAUUUAUAUUGGUAGAUUGUUUAUAUUGGUAGUUUUCGUGUAAUGGUAUAGAUUUAUUUCUGCAAUGGUAUUGAUAUUUUUCAAAGUGGUAGUGAUUGUCUAAUGGAUUGGUAGUGAUUUCGUGUUUUUUUUUUCUUUUGCAGAAGAUUGAGAAAAAUAAGGAAACGGGAUCUGC
Molecule: messenger RNA, 4032 nt
Organism: Linum trigynum
Lineage: Eukaryota; Viridiplantae; Streptophyta; Magnoliopsida; Malpighiales; Linaceae
Source: the annotation of a GenBank genome assembly